GUGCGGGAGGCGUCCGGAGUUUCACUUUGAAACUUUUCGGGGGCGGGACCCGCCGGUCAGGUGCAGCCGCCGCGCGGGCGCCGCAGGGAGGCCUGGAAAGGCCGUGCGGCCCGGUCCUGGGGUCGGGAGAGCCCAGCAGGAAGUGAGUGGCAGGCCUGAGGCAGCUUGGGAGGCGGCCGGGACUGUUCCUGUCUCUGCCGGCACUGGCUGAGGACCUCGCCCAGGGACUCGCCCGCAGUCCUUCCUUCCCUGGGCGUCUGGGAGGAGGGGCACGAUGAACAACUCCCUGAUCCUGGAGCUGUGGCGGUCCAAGGCGGUGUCCGUGCGUGAGCGGCUGGGCAUCGGGGACCAGCCCAAUGACUCGUACUGCUACAACACGGCCAAAAACAGCACCGUGCUCCAGGGGGUCACCUUCGGGGGCGUCCCCACCGUCCUGCUCAUAGACGUCAGUUGCUUCCUGUGUUUGAUCUUGGUGUUUUCCAUCAUAAGAAGGAGAUUCUGGGAUUAUGGCCGUAUCGCCCUGGUGUCAGAAGCAGACAGCGACUCCAGGUUCCAGAGACUGUCAUCAUCGUCCUCUUUUGGGCAACAAGAUUUUGAAAGCGAGCUGGGAUGCUGUCCCUGGCUGACUGCCAUCUUCCGCCUGCACGAUGACCAGAUUCUGGAGCGGUGUGGGGAGGACGCCAUCCACUACCUGUCGUUCCAGAGACACGUCAUCUUCCUGCUGGUGGUCGUCAGCUGCUUGUCCCUGUGCGUCAUCCUGCCCGUCAACCUCUCGGGUGAUUUGCUGGACAAAGACCCUUACAGCUUUGGGAGGACGACCAUCGCAAACCUGCAGACGGACGAUGACCUCCUUUGGCUGCACACCGUCUUUGCCGUCAUUUAUCUCUUCCUCACCGUGGGCUUCAUGAGACACCACACCCGGUCCAUCCAGUACCAGGAGGAGAACUCGGUGAGGCGGACCUUGUUCAUCACGGGACUCCCCCGAGACAGCAAGAAGGAGACGGUGGAGACCCACUUCCGGGACGCGUAUCCCACGUGUGAAGUGGUGGACGUACAGUUGUGCUACGACGUGGCCAGGCUGAUUCACCUGUGCAGGGAGAGGAAGAAGACAGAAAAGAGCCUGACCUAUUACACGAACCUGCGGGCAAAGACAGGCCAGUGGACCCUCAUCAACCCCAGGCCCUGCGGCCAGUUCUGCUGUUGCAAAGUGCCGGGGUGCGAGUGGGAGGAUGCCGUCUCCUACUACGCGCGCAUGAGGGACAGGCUGCUGGAGAGGAUCGCGGACGAGGAGCGCCGGGUGCAGGAGCAGCCCCUGGGCAUGGCCUUCGUCACCUUCCAGGAGAAGUCCAUGGCCACCUACAUCCUCAGAGACUUCAACGCCUGCAAGUGUCAGAGCCUCUGGUGCAAAGGCGAGCCCCAGCCGUCCUCCUGCAGCGCGGAGCUCCGUAUCUCCAAGUGGACGGUCUCCUUUGCCACGUACCCCGAGGACAUCUGCUGGAAGAACCUCUCCGUCCAGGGCUUCCGCUGGUGGCUCCAGUGGCUGGGCAUCAACUUCACUCUGUUCGUGGGGCUCUUCUUCCUGACCACCCCCGCCAUCAUCCUGUCCACCAUUGACAAGUUCAAUGUCACCAAACCCAUCCGUGAGCUCAACGACCCGGUCAUCAGUCAGUUUUUCCCGACCCUCCUCCUGUGGUCCUUCUCGGCCCUGCUCCCCACCAUCGUCUACUACUCCACGCUGCUGGAGUCUCACUGGACCAAGUCAGGAGAAAAUGAGAUCAUGAUGUCCAAGGUCUAUAUAUUCUUGAUCUUCAUGGUGUUGAUCCUGCCGUCCCUCGGCCUCACCAGUCUGGACUUUUUCUUCCGGUGGCUCUUUGACAAAACUUCCUCCGAAGCCUCUAUCAGGUUGGAGUGCGUCUUCCUGCCCGACCAGGGCGCCUUCUUUGUGAACUACGUCAUCGCCUCGGCCUUCAUUGGCAACGGCAUGGAGCUGCUGCGGCUGCCGGGCCUGGUCCUCUACACCUGCCGCAUGGUCGUGGCCAAGACGGCCGCCGACCGCAGGAACAUCAAGCAGAACCAGGCCUUCCAGUACGAGUUCGGAGCCAUGUACGCGUGGAUGCUGUGCGUCUUCACCGUCAUCAUGGCCUACAGCAUCACUUGCCCCAUCAUCGCGCCCUUCGGCCUCACCUACAUCCUGCUCAAGCACCUGGUGGACCGUCACAACCUGUACUUCGCCUACCUCCCGGCCAAGCUGGAGAAGAGGAUCCACUUGGCGGCCGUCAACCAGGCCUUGGCCGCCCCCAUCUUGUGCCUCUUGUGGCUCUAUUUCUUCUCCUUCCUGCGCCUGGGUCUGAAGGCCCCCCUCACCCUGUUCACCUUCCUGGCCGUCCUGCUCACCAUCCUGGUCUGCCUGGCCUACACCUGCUUCGGAUGCUUUAAGCACCUCAGCCCUCUGAACUACAGGACGGAAGAAUCGGCCAGCGACAAAGGGAGCGAGGCCGAGGCCCACAGGCCACCGCCGUUCACGCCCUACGUGCCCCGGAUUCUGAGCGGCUUGUCCUCGGAGAGAACGGCCCUGUCCCCACAGCAUCAGCAGACUUAUGGCGCCGUCUGUGACAUCAGUGGAACCGUCCUGGGGCAGUGUCCCGCCCAGGGCCCUGCGGACAGCGACAGUGACAGCAGGCCGGCUGCCAACCAGGAGGCCUGAGGGCGGCCGGGCCAGGCUCGGAGGACGUAGAGGAGGAGACCCAGGUGGAAAAGCGGCUUGACUCGGGCCCCAACCAGGCCCAGGACUACUUUGACCUGUGUGAAGCACACCUGCUCUGGGAAGACGGACCCAGAAAGGUUCCCCGGGCCCUCGGCCGAGGAAGACAGGGUGGGGCCGCCACGCAGGGAAUGGCGGCCUUUCUGGUCACAGCAGCGGGGAGGGGGGCCGGCGCGUGCGGGGGACUCUGCGUCUCCGGGUCCCCCUUCUGCAUAAACGUCCCGGCUCUGUAGCUGGGACACAUCCCUGGUGACUCCGCAGGACCACAUGUGGGAACGGUGCCCCAGCAGCCCCUGCGGCUGUCCCAGGUACCCGGGAGGACACAGCGAAGGGCUGCUCCUCUGUGAGGACGGACUGCCCGCCACUUCUGGGCACACACCCAGCUGAUAACCAAAGAGCCUGCGCGCAGCUCCGGGCGGGUUCCUUCCAGACCCCCCCCCCAUCACCGCAUCCAGCCGUCUCCCACCCAUCGGGGCUGCACCGCGGGAGCAGGAAGGGACCAGGCUCCUUGUUUCUGUAUCACACUGCCAGUGACAGUGGCUGGGUCAGGUCACCCUGCAGCAGGCAAGGGCAGGAGGACCACGAAUAAAGCGCUCAUUCGGCCAGA
Messenger RNA from Herpailurus yagouaroundi (jaguarundi), 3368 nucleotides. RefSeq names its product transmembrane protein 63A (gene TMEM63A). Gene Ontology annotation, cellular component: plasma membrane. The transcript has 24 exons. Bases 275 to 2704 code for a protein of 809 amino acids. Lineage: Eukaryota; Metazoa; Chordata; Mammalia; Carnivora; Felidae. Gene Ontology annotation, molecular function: nucleic acid binding; calcium-activated cation channel activity. The record is from RefSeq and is a predicted model, not a curated record.